Cucumis melo (muskmelon) is the source of this 1822-nucleotide messenger RNA. RefSeq lists its product as uncharacterized. Gene Ontology annotation, cellular component: nucleus. Gene Ontology annotation, biological process: protein desumoylation. The record is from RefSeq and is a predicted model, not a curated record. Gene Ontology annotation, molecular function: deSUMOylase activity. The transcript is spliced from 6 exons. NCBI's taxonomy places the organism in Eukaryota, Viridiplantae, Streptophyta, Magnoliopsida, Cucurbitales, Cucurbitaceae. Bases 1 to 1770 code for a protein of 589 amino acids.
AUGAACAACAAAUCAUUGGAGCAAUCAGACUCAUCUCCACAAAGAGAACAACUCUCACCCCAAAGGGAACAAAGUCAAACAGUGGCUGAGGAGUCUGAAAUGCAUCCAAUCACCAAGAAGAAACAUUUCAGAUCAAAGAAGUCCAAUGACAAAGAAGAACGAAGUCAUUCAAAAUCCUACAAGAAACUGAAGAAGGAAAUAAAAGAAGUUCGUAAGGAUUUAUCCACACUGACUUCUAUAGUCUGUAGGAUGGAUGACACAAUCACAAAGCAGUCAUUGGAGCUGUAUGAAAUGAAGCAGAUGCUGGAGAGAUUGGUCCAGAAUCAAACUGAAAAUCAAGGGAAUGAUCAUACUGAUCAGAAUGACAAUGAGUAUGUUGUUCAAGAACAACAUACUCAACAACAACCUACUGAAGAACAACAUACUGAACGUCAAGAGGAAACCCAAAGGGAACAUGAAGAGGAACGUGGUAGUGAUAUAAGCAUAGACGGUAGGGAUGCAGACUUGCUAAUGACUAUAAGAGAUAUAUCGGAUAGUCUAAGUCAUCAAAUUCAGAAAGAAUCAGACCUGCCACAGAUGAUUACUACCCUUCCAUAUGUGAGCCAACCUCUUGCACUUUGUGAAUUGGCUCCAAUGGAUCAAACUGUACAAAUUGUAAAUGAAGAAUCUCAACUGGAAACAACAAAAAAACAGGUUGAGAUGAAAAAAAAUGAUGAAGCAGUUACUUUGGUUGAAAAAGAACCAGUAACUGUGCCUGAUAAAGAUGUGGAAGAAAAACCAAUAAAGAGAAGAAAGCUAUGUAAAAUAGCAAAUAAAGAGGUGCAACAUGAAGAUGAACAAGGUAAUCCACCCACAACAUCUGCUCAGAUCAUAUCAGUAUCUACAACACCUGUCCCAGAUGUGGAAAUCAGAGAAGUAGAUCCAUAUAAUCCGAUGUGGAAAGUGGAUCCAAAAUUAUGGAAGGAAUACUUGCAAUGGAAAAAAUCAAGAAAAACAACCCAUGAAGAAAGGAAAGUAGUCUCCACAACCAGAAAGAAAGACUUUUUCAGACAGCUUGAAGAAAACACAUGGGUACAUGGAGACACAUUGGAUCUGCUAUUCGCCCACUUGCAGAAUAAAAUGUUGCAUCUCAAGCACCAUUGCAAGCGUUCUUUUAGAAUAUUACAUUCCUCUUUUCUGACUGGAAUCAAUAAACCAGACUGCAUUGUUUGGAACCACAUUUUUGAUACUCAUCUGGUGACACCAGAUAAUAAGAAAGCUGAAUGGACAGACCCAACAGCACACCUAAGUAUAUGGACAGAAAAAGAUGUCGAAUACUAUUUCAACACUGCUGUUGGUGAUUACAACGACAUACCAGGGUGGGGAGAUGUCAACUACGUGAUUACCUGCAUCAACAUAAAAGAACACUGGUUGGCUAUUGCAGCUGAUAUGAGAAAAUGCAGGAUCUACGUGUUCGACUCAAUGCCAAAUUAUGUUGAGCAGAAACUUGUUGAUGAAGCUCUUCAAAUGCCUGCACGAUGCAUUGCCUCACUCGCGAUUGCAAUUGGAGUCAACCUCCAUUCAGAUCGUUUCACAUAUGGCCCUUGGCCAAUACGCAGAUCGAAGGCCACAUUACAGAAAGGGCGUUCAUUGGAUUGUGGAAUUUUCUGUACCAAAUUUGUUGAAUGCCUUGUAACUGCUAGUGACCUUGGUUGUCUAACUGUGCCAAACAUGAAACUGUUUAGACAACAAUAUGUGCUGGAACUUUGGGCCAAUAAAUACUUUUGUUAAUAUUUGUAUUCGUUUAUAUAAUUUUUUUAUGUAAUUUUUAUAGAGAGAAUAA